This is a messenger RNA of Coregonus clupeaformis (lake whitefish), 3368 nucleotides long. Its product is annotated as potassium voltage-gated channel subfamily G member 3-like. Gene Ontology annotation, cellular component: membrane; voltage-gated potassium channel complex. The record is from RefSeq and is a predicted model, not a curated record. Bases 389 to 1636 code for a protein of 415 amino acids. Gene Ontology annotation, biological process: potassium ion transmembrane transport; protein homooligomerization. The transcript has 4 exons. Gene Ontology annotation, molecular function: delayed rectifier potassium channel activity. NCBI's taxonomy places the organism in Eukaryota, Metazoa, Chordata, Actinopteri, Salmoniformes, Salmonidae.
UGCACACGGAGCAGAGAGAGGAGAGGAGCAGUUUCCAUCCCGCUCUGAGCGCAACCUGAUUCAUCAAUCCAUGGGAGCAGAGACAUUACCCUUUUAUCUAUAGUGGAGGUCAGUUUGAGUCUAUCUCCUGUCUUGUGCCAGGCGCUGGCAGUGCGUAAAACACAGAGGAGAGCCUGGAGUCAAGCAGUGCGCCAGGACGGAUCCGGAGAACCCGGGUCUAUACAGACAGUAUAGGAAGUUUCUGCUCUGCCUGAUGGUUACGUCCAGAGUGCUUUGGUUUGCUUGACUUUUGACCUCCAUGGUUGGAGAGGAGAUGGGACACCACCAGCCCUGAGGACCUUUCUGGAUUGUGAGUGUACGGUUAGGCUACCGUGGGCCGGAGAGAGUGAUGAAGUUCGGUAAGAAGAGUGUCUGCGUGCUAAAUGUGGGGGGUACCCGGUACGCCUUCCCCCGCGAGGUGAUCCGUGAUUUCCCGCUACAGCGCGUGAGCCGCCUGCACGCCUGUGUCACGGAGAAAGAAGUCCUCGAGGUCUGCGACGACUACGACCAGGACAGCAAUGAGUUCUUCUUCGACCGGCACGCGCAAGCCUUUGUCUUCAUUAUGCUCUAUUUGCGUUCCGGGAAGCUCCGAUUCGUCCCGGGAGUGUGCGCGCUCUCAUUUUACAGCGAAAUGCUGUACUGGGGGCUUGGGAGCGCGCAUCUGGAGUUCUGUUGCCAGCGGAGACUAGACGACACCGGCUACUCCGAAGAGGACCUGAUUAUGCGCGCGGAGGACAACGAGUCCCUGAGCGAGGUGGAGGUGGAGAAAGGAUCGGGGUGGCUAGAGUGGAUGCGUCGGACCUUUGAGGAACCGGGGUCAUCGGUGGUGGCUCAACUCCUCGCUUUGCUAUCCGUCAUCUUCGUCAUCAUCUCCAUGGUGAUGCUGUGUAUGAGCACGCUGCCAGAUUGGGACACCGCCAAACACAACACAGUGGAGGAGCACAGGAUUGUGGAGGCGGUGUGUAUCGGUUGGUUCACAGCGGAGUGUGUGGUGCGUUUCCUCGUGGCUAAGGACAAGCUGGUCUUCCUGUGUCGGCCGCUGAACCUGAUCGACGUGGCGGCCAUCACACCUUACUACGUCUCCAUGGUGAUGCCAGGCGGGGCAGGGGGGUUGUCAGGCGUCGCCGGGGUAACCCUGAGGGUUCUGAGGAUGAUGCGUGUGUUCUGGCUGGUGAAGCUGGCCAGACACUUCCUGGGCCUGCAGACUCUUGGGCUGACGCUACGCCGCUGUCGUCACGAGAUGGCAACCCUCGCCAUUUUCCUUACCGUUGCCACGGCAAUAUACAGCGCAUUGGCUCAGCUGCUGGAGCACGGCCUCGACCCUGACCACCGUAACCUUGACGACCGCAGUAACAGAGGAGGAGACUACGCCAGCAUCCCAGCUGCCGCCUGGUGGGCUGUCAUCUCCAUGACGACCGUUGGUUACGGUGACGUUUACCCAGUAACGGUUGGCGGGCGCAUGCUGGGCGGUCUGUGUGUGGUCAGUGGCAUCGUUCUUCUGGCGUUGCCAAUCACCUUCAUCUACCACAGCUUUGUCCAGUGUUACAACGAACUGAAGCUCCGCUCUGCUAGGUACACACACAUUCACACACACUGAAUACACACACACACACUGUUAUCUUCUACAGCUUCGCCCAGCUGCCCAGUUGAACUGACCCCUUCGGCCCCUCCCCCUAAACAUGGAACUUUAAUUAACUAAUAUACUUUUGUACGUCCCUUGUGUCUCCACCAAUACUGUGCCACAAUCUGGACGCAGGGUAGAUGACAGAAGACACACACACACACCACAAGUCCAUGUUUGCAUCGUAUCCCCAUGGUAACUACUUUCGCAGAGACAUCUUUCCCAUUUGUGUAGGUUUCAGUCUGAAAUAAAAAGAGAGAGACAAAGAGAGGAUGAGAUAGCCUGACAGAGAUGACAGAAACAGACAAAAGACAGUCGGCAUGAGCUCAGGAUAAAAGAUCAACAGAGACUGUGUGUGUGUGUGUAUGCAUGUGUGAAUUUCUAUCCAUUUUCACUUCGCAGACUACAAAGUGACAAAUUAUGUGUUUCUGGUCUCUAUGGGCAACAGGUUUCUCGCCUAGUUCAGUUACUGUAUGACUGUCAAUCAUAGCUGUGAUGCUGCUGCUCACGCACGCACACACACAUGCACACACACACACAUGCACACACGCACACGCACACACACACAAACACAAACACACAAACCAGACUGUUCAGAUCAUAGACUGUAGCUACAGAAUUGUUAACAGGAUAUGUGAUGCUCCAUUAAUUACAGAUUGGCUAAUGGAAAGCCACACAAUGAAGUUUUCAACUAACCUGUUCUUGGAGAUACAGCAAGGAAGAUACUUUCUUUGUUCUCGAUUCGGUAAAAAGUGUAUCUUAUAAAUGUCUGUGUCCAGUUGCAGGUUUUUUUUCCAAAAACCAGAGAAUAUUCAGAAAGAUAUUAAAUUAAAUAUAAAUAAAAAAAAUCCACGUUUUGUAUUGAGUGAGAAAUGCCUCUUGCAUGUGACUAGAUCUUUGUUUUGGUCGCACUGUGCGAUGCGCUGUCGUCUACUUCUACACAUGGCAGCGGCCGCGUCACAUAAAAAAAGACUAGGUCCUGCAAAGAUGUUGGGAAAUGCAAGCUGUCUGGCAGCUAAAAUGGCAAGGGAACUCCUCACUCGGUGCAAAACAUGAAUUUAAUAUCUUUCUCAAUAUGCUCCAGUAAGAACAGGUUAGUUGAAAAAUUCCUUGCGAGGCUUUCCAUUAGCCAAGCUGUAACGGGUAUGGAGCAUCACAUAUCCUGUUAACAAUUGUGUAGCUACAUAGACCAUAGUUUCAGACUGGACAGAAGUCUGCAGUUGAUUGGCUGCCUGUGCCUGUGAGUCGCUGUGAUUCUGAGAGGAGAAACAUGUGAACCAAACACACACACACACUCCCUCUCAUCCCCUGUUCAUCCCUCUCUCACUCCCUCUCAUCUGACUCUCUGCUUCCUCUUGCUGCCCCCUCUUCCCCCUUAUGUAGCUGCACUGUUAUUAAUGCUUUACGAUUGCCUUUUUAAAUGCUUAUAAAUUGAACUCUCAUUCAAGCAUCCAACUUUAUUGGCAAGCAUUUCACAGUUGAAGAACAUUCUUCGUUUUUGAUAGGAUGCAUAGCUAGGUGCACUUAUUAUAUCCUAAUGUUUGAUUGACAGGUAGUCUAAUAAACUAAUUAUAAACCUUUAUAAAGAUAAUCUAAUUGUAAAGUGUUACCCUGUCUUCUUUGGUACUGUCACAGUUCCUUCCACCAAUUUGGUGUCACAACUUCCGCCGAGGCUGCCCCCCCUCCUGGUUCGGGCAGGCUUCGGCGU